ACAAACAGGUGUGGCGAGAAGUAGCGUUUGUUCUCGGUUAGGGCUGGUGACACAGAAAGAGUAGCCCCGACCGAAACACCUGUUUCAUAUUGGACGGGGUAUCCCCGGCGAUGAGCGUGGGCGAUCCGGCGGAGACACCACGGCAGAAGUUUACAGUUCACUCGCAUUGCCGUCUGCUCGCGGUGAGGGUGACUGGCUAUCAAGUGACACCGACUUUCAAACGGAACGAGCACAAUUCGGCCCAAGUGGUGGAUUUUACUGGGAUAUAUAUAUCAAGCCUGAUCUCAAGCGGCUUGUGACGUCACAAGAUGGACGGGAAGGAUGAGAACAACCAUUUGGAGGCCAUCAGCCGGGCGAUGUACAAGUUCCGGGAUUACGUUAUCCACGUCAUGUCAUUCCUCAUGUACAGAUUCACGCGCUCAAUCAUUGUCACGUUCCAGAAAUUCACGUGGGCUGUCACGGGCGUGGAGCGAAUCCGUCGUGACGCCAAACGGGGAUUGCAAUUCAAACAAAGUGCGCAUGUGCAGGAGAUAUUCUGGAAGCGGAAGUUCCUGCCUACCACCAUUGCGGACCCUAAUAACUUUAUCGCCCUGCAUAAAGGAUUCAAACACCCAAACUAUGUUCUCAAGCCUUUCGUAUCGCUAUACUGCAUGACGAAAGAUGAAGCAGUGUUUGUUGAAACUCCCGAAGGUGUUAACAUAUACCGUGACAAAAAGUCAAGACCUUUAUACGAGGCUCAAUUUGAGCAUGCGACAAAGAUGAUAACGAUGCCCUUAGCUUCCUUCCACAAAAUUGCUUCUGAUGUUGGGGACCCCCGAACGAGGGUGGUCUGGUUGUCCAGCACAGAUCACUGCGGGUCAUCCCUCUUGGCCCAGGUAUUCUCUAGGGUGCCUGGGAUGAUGGUCAUUUUGGAACCAGACGCCAUAACGAAACUUGGGUUCCUGUGGAAAUACCACAUUUUGAAGAAGGGGGAAUAUGAACAGCUGCUAGCUAGCGCAGUUCGUCUGCUCUGCAAACCAGACGACAGGGCGGGGAUGAUCUGCGUGAAAACCCGGUCAUGCGCAACACGCCAGGUCGAAGACAUUGUGAUGCUGUUCCCCAAGAUAAGACAACUCUUCAUGUAUAGAAACAGCCUCAAGACCCUUGUGUCAUCCCUUAACAUGUUACAAAUAGACCCGGCGGCUAAGGCGAUGCGAUUCGUAAUGGAUAAUGACAUUCUAUCCACAAUAUUUCCAUGUUUUAGGUCAAUGAUGUACAAUUACUACGUUAGACUCAACGAGAAGCAGAUAGACACUCUCAGACCAUCCAAGAUGUCCACCGUAGGCAUCUUCACCGCGGCGUGGGCAGCGGCCGUAGCCAGAGUCGUGGAGAAUAGGGAGAAGGGCUUCCACAUCAUGCCCGUUCUUUAUGAAGACAUCAUGAAGGAUCCCAGAAGGAGUUGCGCCAUUCUGUUUGACCGUCUUGACAUUCGCAAGGAAGCGUUGGCGUUAGCUCUGGAGGCGUUCAAAGUGGAUUCGCAGAGGAGUGCGGUGUAUGGUUUAAUGAACACGGAUACCCGUCGCGCUAUCCCACAGGAAAGUAGGAUAGAGGCGGAUACUAUUCUCAAGAAGUAUGGACUUCUCAAACUAGGGGAGAGGUUUGAGAUUCCUGGUUUGAUCAAGCUGGAUUAAUAACAUUAAAUUAUAAAAGGCGGUUCUAUUCUACAGACAAUGAUUGAAAACGCUCAGGGCACGUUUUUGUGCCUAACAGCUGACAGCGUUUUAUGCGUGUACCAGCAUGUAUUUGCAGCUGAAUAACAUCUUGAACGCCGCGGACGCUCAUCCUACCUUAAGAUCCAAGUUUAAAAAUCAAAAGCAUCGUCAUGAAAAUAUUGGAAUCAAACCAUCUUGAACAAUGCAACUCCACAUCACUACCUUUGAACUUCCGCUUGAUUAUGAAUCAUGAAGACAUUUGAAAAGCAUAAUCAUAAAUUAUGUUAGAAAUUGAACCAUGCAUCUUGAAAAGUUUAGCAUCAUAACAGUAAUGUUUGGUAAAGGUCUCAGGACCACCUUUACCUGAGACAUCCAUCUUUAACAAGGCGCCUGAACUUGCCGUUCAGUCCAAUAGUACCUCGGACUGCAUUAGGAGGAAUCCAUUGCCACUCGAGGUAUAUCUCGUCAGCGGAAUAAGCCGAGUGAUCCCGAGUGCCUACCAAAGAAGCAGGCAUCUUCUCCGGGAGGAUGGAAAUCAGGAAUGACAGUGCUAAUGCAUUGAGAACAGGACGUUAGUAAUAUAACAUAUAAGCGGCACUAGGCUCCCUCAGAUUCUUGCCCAUACCCACAACAUGCCAUAUGUUAUACUGAGACAUUGCCCCCGUGGAAUCAGACAUAAUUCAUCAACUACCAUUUGUCCAAAAAAAUUGAAUCAGGUUUGCUUAGUCUGCUAAAUGGAGUCGAGUUGCCCUUUAAGCCACGUGUACAUAUCGCUUGUUGCUGGCCGUAGGAUAGUAAUGUAAUAUAGGCUAGUUGUCCUGCUGGAUUUGUGGAAUAGGUACAUAGACGUGUAGAAAAUAUGUUGGAAUGUGAGGAUGUGUGAGAAGAGUCUAGUCCCUCCAUUGAACGUUAUUCCCAUGAGGCACGGGUUAGAAUUGGUCCCCGGUAAUCUAUGCUUGUCGUAAAGGCGAAUAAAAUGUACUGUAGGUCUGGCUCGGUGAUUUGGGUGCGUGUCAUCGCACCCAGACAACGCCAGAUGGUGGUUGUAAUAUCCAUCACUUGGUUGCUUGGUCUAGUUUCGAUAUUUGACAGAUCGUCGUCAUAAAGCUGGAAUAUUGCUUUCAAUGUCAGCGAGCACUUCUCCGUUGCAAGUGCGAUUGGGACGCCUUGUGGUUAAAGCGUUUGCUCACAACGCCGAGGACCCAGUUUCGAUUUCUUGAGCCUAAAACCAUAGAUUAACCAUCGUUAGAAGGACGUAAUGAGUGAGUCAGUAUGGUACGCUGCUUUUAGCAAUAUUGAUGAUAUCUCAAAGCGAAUGUCACAAAGAAAUAGCCUUCAGACAUUGUACAAGUAGGGAUAUAAACUUGCAUCUGAACUCUUGAUCCACUAAGCUUCCCAAUCGCCCGAACGUGAAUGCGAGAUGACAUUCUGUCGUUGUAUUAAAUCAGAAGGGUUGCGUUGUCGUUCCUUUGGUAUUUAAGCUAAUGUUGAAGCUCGAUCACAUGAUAGAUGAGUUUAAAUGCUUAUAACUACUUAAAUACAUGUUAUUCAUUAUUGGAAUGCAUUGGCAACAUUUCAUAACUACUUAAUAAACCCCUCGUUGUUCGUGUUUUAGUUUGCUUUCGGAAGUCAAAUGGAAUCUUUUGAUCCAAAAUGCUUAAAAACUGAAAAGUCACUGAAAAGAAAAGUUUAGGUUGUAAAACGAUACAGGUCGUGUAUCCGCGUCGCUUUCGCUCACCACAUUAACGUCCUUCACGAGAGGACAAAACAUCGAAGAGGUUAGGAAAGAUAUUUCUGAGUCAUUGAGCUUGGUCGACGUCUUUCUUUGUGCCAUUGGAGGGUGUGUGUGUUGUAUAUGAUAGCACGUAAAGCGUUUGCUCGUCACGCCGAAGCCCGGCUUCGAUUCCCCACAAUGUGAUGCUCAUUUCUGGUGUCCCCAGCCGUGAUUUUGCUAGAAUAUUGUUAUAAACGGCGUAAAACCUUACUCCCUACUAAUGCCUGGUCAUUGUUGUGGCAGUCCUUGGUCGUCUCAUGGGAGAACUCGAAGUACAGCUCAGCCAUGUACAGUACGGCCGACAAAUAACCAACACGUGUCUGCCUUUAUUUACACUCCCUGAUUGUUCACUGAAGCCCGCGGUUAGUCUUGCGUUUCAGUUGCAAGAUUUCUAGAAUUUCACAAAACUGAAAUGUCUCGUACAAAGUCCACCUUCGUUUAGAUAGUUUAGGUGGCCGUCAUUUCAUGUACCGACCACACGUUGAGUACGUGACGAUAUGUACUGCAACCAUGAUCGCGUCACUCUCUCCGGAAAGUCAUCCCUGUUUCACAUUCAGUUACAACAUAAUAGUUCUUAAUUCCUUCUUUAGUUUCUAUCAUAAAUCAGCUCUCUUAGGUAAAUAUUUGAGCUUACUAGUCUAGUUCCAUUCCAUCCCUUUCUUGUGUAACAGCAUUCUAUGACAAAAUUUAGGUACUGUAUAUUAAUGUUGGUGCCAAUUUUAUGCACGGGGGCACGGCUGGCCCAGUCGUCUAAGGCGUCGCAAUUCGCUGUGCAGAGUUGCCUCCCUUGGACACGUAAGAAACAUGUGAUUAUGUUUCUAGGUUUGUCAGCACCAUUUCCGUGCUCGUGGAUUUCACCGAAGUGGUAAACGUCUAAGACCUGCAUCACUUCUGGCAUUCCUCCCACAUUAAGCUGACACGCGGCGAUAAAACUGGAAUACUGUUCAAAGCGGCCUUAAACCCAACUCAAACGAUUUUCUGCCACACCCUUACACCCUCACCGACAAAUUCUCGGUCUUCUUUGAAUAUUAAAGCAUGAAUAUGUGACGCAUGAAGAAUGUGUGUUUCGUUGCCUUAUAUCACAAUUGUAUAUUUAAUACGUAUAUAUAAUCAUAAUUGGCGACAUUCUGAAUCAUGUUAUCAUACGAUUACUAAUUGCCAAUUUGUACCAUAUAAUUGUGUCUAAUUGUGUUACAUGUGUCAUCAGAUGUAUUUCAUCUCACAUGUUUAUGAUUGUUGGUGAUUGUGGCAUUUUGUGUGUGCUUUCACAAUGAAAACGAUUCGAAAUGUUAUUUUGUAACAUGCGUUUGAUAUAAAACUGACGUUAUUAAA
This is a messenger RNA of Haliotis rufescens (red abalone), 4797 nucleotides long. RefSeq lists its product as uncharacterized. Bases 309 to 1670 code for a protein of 453 amino acids. The record is from RefSeq and is a predicted model, not a curated record. Lineage: Eukaryota; Metazoa; Mollusca; Gastropoda; Lepetellida; Haliotidae. The transcript has 2 exons.